UUUUGCGGAUGCAAAAGUUUCGUUUCCUCGUUUUGCUCCUCCCCAGGGCAAAUGGCUAUGGCUGCUCCUUCAGCAGCAGCUACGGCGGACCCAGUACCCUGGGAAAUCUGCGAGGCCCGGGAAGUGAUAAAUACCGCACAGCCUGAGGCGCAGCGAAAGCCCGGGGGCUGGUGUGGGCGCCCAGAAGAUGCAGAGAACGGAGCAGUAGCAGCCGCAGCUGAGAAGGAGGACCAGGGGCGCGAGGGGCCCGAGCCGGCGCCCACUUGGCUGUGUUCAGAGCAUUGCAACCGCACGGUCGAGCUGUUCUGCAGCCGCUGCAGACGCUGCGUGUGCGCCCUGUGUCCACUGGUGGGUUCGCACCGAGGCCAUCCCGUGCGCUUUGUCCACGAGGAAGUGAGCUUCAAGCAGAAAAACAUCCAAAAGUGUGUGAAGCAGCUAGCCCUGAAGAAGAAACAGGAAGCCAGCAACAUCAACAAAGUAAAUAAGGCUGCUAAUGAGCUUGAGGAACAUUCUGAAGCUACCAAAAUCUGGCUAACAGGAAAAUUUACUGAACUGCGUUUAUUACUUGAUGAAGAGGAAAUGGCUGCAAAGAAAUUCAUUGAUAGAAACACCCAACAGGCAUUUAGAACAUAUAAUGAGCAAAUGGAAUUGUGUCAAGAACGAAUUAACAUCAUAGACAACCUUUCCAGGAAGAUCCAAAGAAUACACCAGCAGCAAGAUCCUAUUCGGUUGCUACAGGAAUAUACAACAUCAGAAAAGGAAAUGAUGCAGCAGAUGAUUCCUACAGAAUUAUGCCAUCCAAUACCUGUCAGGUUUGAGCAUGUUAAGACCUAUUACAGGAACUUAGCAACAGCCGUUUUUACCACUCUGCAGAUGCCAUUCGAUGUCCGCCUUAAAGAAGAUACUUGCAGCCAGCUUUCUGUAUCUUCCAAGUCAAAACCUGGUACAUUGCUGAAAACAACACCCACACCUGAGCGUUCACUCUUCUUAAAAUAUGCCAGAAUCCCAACCCUGGAACCAGACACUAUGCAUCCCCGGCUACGAUUAUCUGAUGACCGUUUGACUGUGACCUGUGUUUUGAUUGGCAAGAUUCAAUUAUGUAAUCCCCAGAGGUUUGAUAAACUAUGGCAGGUGCUGAGCCGGGACUCUUUCUUCUCUGGGAGUCAUUACUGGGAGGUGGAUUUACUCAAGUCUGGGAUAGGGUGGUGGAUAGGGGUGGCCUAUUCUUCUAUUGGACGCAAAGGAGAUUCUGAAGCUAGUCGCUUGGGGUUUAAUAGAGAAUCUUGGUGCUUAAAAAGAUUUGAUCUGGAAUACUGGGCAUUUCAUAAUGGAGAAAGGACACGAAUACCAAUAGAUCACGAUCCUGAACGGAUUGGAAUUUUCCUGGAUUACGAGGCUGGAAUUCUCUCUUUUUAUGAUAUAACAUGUGGUAUGACACAGUUGCACACAUUUUACUCAAAGUUCCAAGAGCCACUUUAUCCAGCACUGAGGCUAUGGGAAGGAUCAAUAACCAUACGUAAACUGCCAUAGGGCCCCCCUAAUCCCGGGAAAUGAUUGGUCCCAGUGUAAGGAUAAAGGAUAUGGGAAGGAACUCUCUUUGCAGACAUAUGGCUGAUGCUAUGAUGAUAACAAUAAAAAUGAUCAUUAACAUUUGUGUAGCAAUUUAAA
Molecule: messenger RNA, 1668 nt
Organism: Phascolarctos cinereus (koala)
Lineage: Eukaryota; Metazoa; Chordata; Mammalia; Diprotodontia; Phascolarctidae
Gene: TRIM14
Product: tripartite motif containing 14
Biological process (GO): innate immune response
Molecular function (GO): zinc ion binding; protein binding
Source: RefSeq, a predicted model, not a curated record